AACGUCGUCAUGGAGCCCAAGGACGCGGCGGUGGUGUCCGAGGCCCUGGGGGUAGAACCGUUCGUCGCCUGUGCGUCGGACUUCGGCUGGAUAUCGCGCCCGCGGCUCUGGUGGAUGUCGCCGGCGGUGACGACCAUGUCGAUCGACCCGGCAGAGGGACGGCAGCUCCAGUGGAGCAAGCAGGGGUCGUUCCGGCGACUCAGGCUAGAGUCGCCACGGGCACCGUCGGAGGACAUGGAAGCGGAUGGCCUUUUCUUCCACGAGGCGGUGACGUCGGGCCGGCUACGGCUGCCGUGUGCCACCACGCCGGCGGAAGAUGAGCAGGGGCGGCCGGCGCCCAAACGAGUCCGGCAGAAACUGCCCGAGCCGGCCAAGGCGCGGUGGGCGGCCGAUGGCCGUCGCUUUGCCCCCUGGCACUACGUCGAGGAGGCGAUGAUGCACGAUGCCGCCGGCCGCUUGCACAUCAUCCCCCCGGCGUCCAAGGAGAAGCUGCACAUGCUGCCCCCCGGCUACACGGCGGCCGACUUCCUCGACGACCGGGCCCGGCACAAGAUGCUGGCCAACGGUUGGCAUUGGGGUGUGGCGCGCCGGCUGCUGGCCAUGCUGGUGGUGUUGACCGCAGCAGGCCCAGCGCAGGCGACACCGGCGCCGGAGCCCAGGCGCUCCACGAUGCAGUGGAUGGUCGAACAGUUUGGCGGCGGCCCGGUGCCCAUGGAGCCGCCGCCACGCCUGCGACCGGACCUGGCACUGCCUGAUGACGACCCGGACACGCACUGGCGCCUGGCGGGUCAACUGGUACACUGCACCGUGGCACGCCGGCCGAACUUGGAGCCGGCGCUCGAACGGGUGCUGGAGCUGUGGACGCAUUGGCGCCACGAGGUCACCCGGCUGAGGCGGGAGGUGCUGGUCGAGCUGGCGCAGCUGGUCCUGGACAUGCAGGACACCACGGAGGAGUGGUUGGCGUCACGGUCGGCGCCCGUCAGGUCCACAUACACGGUUCCCGGCAAGGCCCGGCACACGCAGAUCCCCGUCGUGCUGCAUCUCCUGACGAUGGUCGGUUACCCGGACGUGGCAGGCAUGACGGCGGACCUCACGGACGGCUUUGACAUGUUGGGCGAGCUCCGGCGUGGACCUGGCUGGAAGCCGCGGACAGACGGCCGAUACUCCAACCCGGCGUCGCUCGACACCUUGGCGUCGGUGAAUUGGGGAUACGUCAGGGACCGCGGGAUGGCCGAGUUCCUCGACCAACUCGGCCUGCAGACGAAGCCGUCGAAGGCACAAAAGCCGGCGACAGAGCACAUCGUCCAGGGCGUGCUGGUGCUGGCGCUGGUGACGAUGGGACGUCGCCUUCCGCAGCGGUGGCUGGCGUUCAUCGACAACGUCGCCGGCCAGUGGGCCCUCACCAAGGGAUAUGGCAAGGACCCGGCGGUGAACGGCAUCCUGGCGUCCUUCUGGGCCACCGCCUCGCUGUCGGAUUGGCUGCCUGACUUUCGACGGGUGCCGUCGAAGGCUAACGUUGCUGACGCGGUAUCCCGCGGUGACCUGUCUGCGGCGCACCGGCACGGCUGGACGAGGGUCCAGUCGCCGGUCGCGUCGAUUUUGAAGACACUGGCGAGAGCAGCAGAGGACUUGGAGUUCGCGGUGAACGGCGCUGCCGACGAACUCGUGAACCUGGCGGCCUGA
Symbiodinium necroappetens is the source of this 1683-nucleotide messenger RNA. NCBI's taxonomy places the organism in Eukaryota, Dinophyceae, Suessiales, Symbiodiniaceae. The record is from the annotation of a GenBank genome assembly.